Notodromas monacha is the source of this 2353-nucleotide messenger RNA. Lineage: Eukaryota; Metazoa; Arthropoda; Ostracoda; Podocopida; Cyprididae. The record is from the annotation of a GenBank genome assembly.
UUCAUUGCCGUCAACUUCUCAGGUUUUUGACAAGUUCCUCCUUAAGAGGAUGCGAAAUUGAUCAUUGUUGCUACUUAUUGUGCAUGUUACAUUUUUGAUCGAGUUGGGUCAAACACCCCCGUUGGGGGCUGCUGAGGAUGUUGCACUCGCAUUACGAGAAUAGAUUACGGAAGGCUGUGCGUAACGACGAUGAACCGUUCACUACGCCGCCGUCGAAAAGACGACUGCUCCAUUCACCGCUGAAAACGCCUCCCUCUUUGCCCUUGUCGCCGCGCUCCCCGAGUUCAGGACAUGGAGAUCGUCUCAUUCCUUCUCGUCUUGGAGAGAAGUGGAAUGAAAACUUCCGUUUGCUCCAAGAAGAUGUGGGGUCACCGAACGAAAUCAAACGUGCGCGAGACGCGGCCGCGGAAGGGAAUAAAGACACCUUGAUGUACCGUUGCCUCUUGAGAAGCGAAAUUUUGGAUAUGAAUGUUUCGGAAUCUCGGCUUUCUAAUGUACCCGUGCUUAUACCGGAUGACAGGAAGCCACUUGGAGCUUUGGAUGCCGUCCGCAUUUUCAACACGGCGCGGAAAAUAUCCAAGAUGCCUUUCAAGGUUUUGGAUGCACCGGAGCUUCAAGACGAUUUUUACCUGAAUCUUGUCGACUGGUCAUCUCAAAACGUUCUCGCGGUUGGACUUGGCGCCUCUGUGUGGCUUUGGUUUGCUUGCACCUCUCAAGUUACCCGUCUUUGCGAUCUUAGCGUCGAGUCAGAUUCCGUGACGUCAGUUGCCUGGACUGAACGAGGCAACUUGGUAGCUGUCGGAACGCACCAUGGCCUAGUUCAAAUUUGGGAUGUCCAGGCCAAUAAGCGGAUCAAUACGAUUCACGGUCACACAGCCAGAGUCGGUGCCUUGGCGUGGAACGGGGAUUCGCAGAUUUGCUCCGGAAGCAGAGACCGGUUUAUUCAGCAGAAGGACAUCCGGACCCCGCCGGUUGUUCCCGAACGACGACUCCAAGGGCACAGACAAGAAGUUUGUGGUUUGAAGUGGAGUCCCGAUAAUCAACACCUUGCGUCCGGCGGAAACGACAAUAAGUUGCACGUGUGGAAUUUGCAUUCGAAUCAGCCUGUACAAACGUACGGCGAUCACAUUGCGGCAGUCAAGGCGAUCGCUUGGUCUCCGCAUCAUCACGGACUGCUGGCUUCAGGCGGCGGAACUGCUGAUCGUUGCAUCCGGUUUUGGAACACGUUGACUGGACAAGCCAUGCAGAGUGUUGACACAGGAUCUCAGGUGUGUAAUCUGGCUUGGUCGAAGCAUUCUUCGGAGCUCGUGAGCACUCACGGCUACUCCCAGAAUCAAAUCCUGUUGUGGAAAUACCCUACGUUGGUACAAGUCGCCAAAUUAACGGGUCACACGUAUCGCGUUUUAUAUCUCGCGAUGUCGCCGUGUGGAGAGUCUAUUGUGACCGGAGCUGGGGACGAAACGCUUCGCUUUUGGAAUGUUUUCUCAAAAGCUCGUUCACCUAAGCAAAUUCGGUCCGUCUUGGACCCAUACGCAUUCCUGAGGUGAAUCCGUGUGGUUGACAACGUUGUAUAUCGAAUAUUUGUAUCCUUGCCGUGGUGCUCGUCUUGUGAUUUAUUUACGCUGCGUCGAGAAAUUUUUUUCUCUCAUUUCGAUGUUCUUAUCACGCUCCUUCCACCUCUUCCGCUCUUGAUUUAUAAACAUUUGAACUUGUUUAAUCUUGAUUAUUCAUGUUGUAUGAAAAUCAAUUUGUUCGAAAUUUUGCGCAGCUCUGAUCACUAUUUGAAGAUCCUCUUCGUGAACCUGUUUUGUUGAGUUUUGUUUGAAUUUCGAAAUCUUAUGCAAUGACGCAAAGCUUCAGUUUCUUGAAGGCUUACUGCAAUUGAGUAAUGUAUUGUGUUGUUCACUUCUUCAUUUACGGGCGUCAUUUUUCCUGUUCCUCUUUGGGUUUCUCAUAUUCAGUAUUGUCAUCAGGAAAAGGUGUUUUUGCCUUUUUAUAGCGGGAGCGUGAAAAUUAAGACUCAAAUGUUAUUCUCACUUCUUUUGGUGUACAUGAAUGGGCGUUUUGAGGUCUUCGAUGUUGAAUUUUUAUGUUGCGAGUUUUGGAAGUCGUGGAAGUGAUUUGGUGAAACCUGUCGUAACUAUGCGGAAGAUUUGUUCGGAAGUUGGACAAAAUGUGGGUUUGUUGAACCCAGUUUUGAUGCUGAACUGGUUUCGUUGACACUUAAAACAUAUUUUUAUUCGUGGAAAAUUCGGAGAGGGCGAAAAUCAACUUCGCUCGCAUAUAAUGCUUUCAGUAUAUCAGCGUUGCAUGUAGGUGGUUUAUUGAGUAUAAAGGAUAUGAAAACCUCAAA